UUGGGAAAGUUGCCCCCAGGGUCAUGAGCACAGGAGAGCAGGCCCUGUCCCUUCCUGGCUGCAGCACAAGGACAGUGAGCCCUGCAGCUUGCCUGGUCAGCACAGCAGUAGGACUGGCCCUGGUCGAAAGAUGGAGCACCAAACUUGUGAAUUUUCAACAUGAAUUGCUUGAGAGUCAUGUCCAAGUCCAGAUGUGACUGGUAAAGCUCUGUAUGGAGCAGGUGACUGUGGGGAAUUGCUGGUCCUGUUCCUCAAGCCAUCCCAACACUCACCCAGAGAGCAGCCGGUGGCGGAGUUGAGAGGCCUGGUAGCUGUGGGUCGAGGAGACCCCGGUGGCAUGAGGCGGCAGGAGGCGCUGGUGGUGACGGCUGGGACAGCCUCAGAGGCCAGCCGCGACGGAGAGCAGCCUAGGCCCGCAGGGCUGGUGUGCCGCGCGCGUGUUGAGCCUGGUGGUCCCCAAGAGUCUCGCCAACAAUGGAAGACGUUUCUAUACUGUGAGCCCCACAAGAGAAUCAAGGAGGUUUUGGAAGAAGAACUUUCUAUCAAGAGGGAUGAAUGUCACGUGAAAAGCCCAACUGCAGUGGCCCUGGAUGGAAUCUGGAGCAUUCGAAGGAAUCUCCCCGUGGGAGGCAUGAUACCAGGACAGCAGAGCAGGAACUGCUCACUCCCACAAACCAAGUACUACUCGAGGCAUGGAGGACUGAGAAGGUAAGACGGACAUCUUUUCAUAGAUGGAAUUUCAUUCCCCUAAUGUCCAGAGACUGAAGAAACCCAGGCUUGCUUCUCUAUUAAGAAGUAUGGGGGGAAAAGGUUUUACCCUAUAAUACCAAUAUCCAAGUCAGUCCAAAGCCAUGAAAUACUAUUGGGAAAACGUGCUAAGAAAAAUAUCCUUGUUUUGUAGUUUUCACAGUUGGGAUGUAUUAGGCUUCUGUUCGGCUUAUUUGAUUAAAUGUAUCAAAUAAAAA
This is a messenger RNA of Rattus norvegicus (Norway rat), 965 nucleotides long. NCBI's taxonomy places the organism in Eukaryota, Metazoa, Chordata, Mammalia, Rodentia, Muridae. The record is from RefSeq and is a predicted model, not a curated record.